AUGACCAAUAUCGCACCCCAACCGAGCAAUCCAAGCCAAUGGCAAGAGUGGUAUGCCACGCUGGACGAUGUGCUCGAUAUUCCCCUGCAAGCAGCAGACUAUGUGAACGAAAGUUCGAAACUUGCCACCCACCGAGGCAUUCUCCUUGAUGCACCCACUGUCCUCGAUUUUUCGAUGCACAACCUGUACAUCUAUGCUGAUGUUCUUGUCUUCCCGGCGAGCGAAAUCACAAUUUCUCCUGCUGCAAGCGGUAUUGUGCAGAUCCUAGCCCGAGUUCUCACUGCUGCGGCUCCAAUCACUCUAUUGAUUCCCCCUGGUGAUGCGGCCACAUGUGCAAUCUCGAUCUAUGCGCCAGUUUUAGACCAGCCGAUAUCAGUCCGCACGGGUGAUUCUAAGCCGAUAACUCUGGAACUCGGCCCAACGACAGCCAACGUUGGUGUUAUCCUAACCUUUUCUGGCGGAGAGGUGACGGCCGACUACCAGAAAAGAUACCCUACAGAUAAUCACCCCGAACUGCAGGCCAGUCUAGAGACUGAAUUGCGCAAUGCUCUAUCUGGGUUUUGGAAAAAUAGUUCGGUUGGCAUUUCAAUCUGCGCCUAUGUUGCAGCUAUCACUCACAAUCAGAAGGCCUAUUCAAUGCUGAAUACUCAGGCCGCGGCGUUGGGUCAGCAACUCGCAGGGCGAGCAAUUGCUGGUCCAAAUAUGAGCUACGCACCUACAUUGCCUCUUGACACAUACGAGAAGACUGCAAAGUUAGCAUUAGCUGCCGCAUCUGAAUUUGACGAAGAAUACCGAAACUUCCAGGACAAGGCGGAGUCGCUGGAAAUUCAGAUCCAGGCGUGGAAGGUUAUGCUAUCUCAAGCCAUUGCCAAUCAAACCAUGCGGAUCAACUUGCGUGACUCGGCAUUUGACAAAUAUCAGUCAGCUGCCAAGUCUGCAGCCUCUUGUGAGACGCAGUUCCGGUAUGAGAAUGAUGCCGUGAAGAGCGCCGAGAUACAAUUUCAACUUGGAAUUGCGGAAUGGGAGUUCAAUCAGGAGCUUAAAGCUGUAUUUGAGAUAUUCAAGGCUGUUAUCACUUUUGCAGUCAAUAUCGGCGAGCUGUGUAUCGGAGACCCUGCUGCAGCUGGCGGAGCAGAGAAAGCCGUGGAUGGCGCCGUUGAGGCUGUUGAGGAAGCAGAAAAGAUUACCGGCCAGAUCGAAAAGAUCAUAUCAUCGAUAACAUUGGAGAAUCUGGGAAAAGCUGCAAAGGCUCUAUACAAAUUGUAUCCGUCGGUGGUCCAGGUUGUGGAUGCGGUAAAGGCUCUCGAGUCCAAUUCCGACACCGAGAUCCCUUCCAUGGGGGAUAUAUCUGGCACGACAGAGGGUGACGCUGAUUCUGCUGCUAUUGUGACACUAGCGGCAUGGGAUGUAUGGAUUCUCGAAUCAGAUCACCAGAUGGAGUUUGCGGUGAAGAAUGAGAUUGGGGGUGCCAGUGAGUAUCAGCUUGCAUUGCGGAAGCAUGCGAUCAAUGGAAAGCAACUGGCCCAGACCCAGGCUGAAGCUAUCAAGGCUGGGUAUGAAUAUGUCCAGGCUCAAAUGGAAGUCAUUGUCUGCGCAAAGCAGGUCAAUGAUCUUCAGGGCUUGAUAGAUGAGUAUACGGGGCAGGAGGAUAUCUACCUACAAGCUAAAGUUCAGUUAUAUGAUCGGCUAAUGGCACUUCGAACGGGUGUUGUGAUUGAACUGCAGAACAUGGUUUGGGCAUAUCGAUACUGGGCGCUCGCAGAGAGUACUCUAGUCCUCGAUAUCAUGAAGUCAGUCGACGAGUACAACAGCGAUCUGUACACCAUUGCACUUGCCAUGGAGACAAUCGACGGACAAUACGGCAGUGAUUACCAAGACUUUGGGUACGAUCACAAGUCCGAAUACCUUCCCUUGGACUUUGGCUCUUUGCUGCUCGAGGGCCUCACUAGUGAAAGGCACACCGGUAGCUUUACCCUCGCACCGGAAGAAGCCUUAGCCGGUCAAUUCGUUGAGGGCUCCCACUACCGACUGAGUAGCUUAGACCUGACUCUCAUCGGAGCACGCCCCAAAAGCGAAUUUCUGGAAGACGGUGUAGUGAAGGUUUCUUUGGAGAUCACCACAUCGGGAAUAUACAGCGAUAUCAACAAGGAUCAGGUCUUUCACUUUGCCAGCGUCCCCUCACUCGUUCGUUGUUCUUAUCAGCUGAAUGAAGAGGGCGACAGAGGGUUGACAUUGGAAUAUCCUGUUUUCAAAACCGAAAACCAUGCCGAGCCCACACCUUUUACACAGUGGCAGAUAAAGCUAUUGCAUCCUGAGAGGGUUGAUUUGAGUGGAUUGACAGGGAUUAAUUUGAAUUGGAAAGGCCACGUUCGUUUUGAUCCGACGAGACGAUCUAAAGAAAUAUCGAUGGAGGCUUGA
This is a messenger RNA of Penicillium roqueforti, 2418 nucleotides long. RefSeq lists its product as uncharacterized. NCBI's taxonomy places the organism in Eukaryota, Fungi, Ascomycota, Eurotiomycetes, Eurotiales, Aspergillaceae. The coding region runs from base 1 to 2418 and encodes 805 amino acids. The transcript has 5 exons. The record is from RefSeq and is a predicted model, not a curated record.